AUGAUUGUUCGGAGGAGUAGAAAACGUCGGGGCCCAACUGUCAAAGACUUUUUGGCUCCACUGGUUGUUCACCAUCGAUUCAUCUCCUUCACCCUCUACUGUGCUUGUAUUGUCGCCUUCGUGCUGAAUCUCAAACGCAAGCAUUACCUUAAACAGUUCACCCUCUUCGGUUUUACCCAUGUCACUCUCCUCAUCAUCGUCUCCUCUUCGCACUUCAUGAUUCAAAGCAUUUUCGAUGGGCUCAUUUGGUUCCUAGUUCCUGUGGCUAUGGUGAUUUCCAAUGACAUAUUCGCCUAUGUAUUUGGAAUGCUCUUCGGCAAGACCCCGCUGAUUAAGGUGUCACCAAAGAAGACUUGGGAGGGCUUUAUCGGAGGUGGGAUCUGUUCCCUUCUUGUCGGUCUCUUCUUAGCCUGGAGCAUGAUCGAUAACAAGCACUUCAUCUGCCCAAUUGAAUACGACGACAGAGUUGGAGCUCUCUCCAUGGACUGCAUUCCUGAUGCUAUCUUUAUUCCUCGCAUGCACAAUGUCUCCAGAUGGCUGCCCUUCUUACCAGUGAAGCAAUUCCCGCAAUAUCCCUACUUCUUUCACUGUCUCAUGAUUGGUGCGUUCAUCUCCAUAAUUGGUCCCUUUGGUGGGUUCUUUGCAAGUGGAUUCAAACGUGCCUUCAAGAUUAAGGACUUUGGAGAUGUCAUUCCCGGGCAUGGAGGCAUCCUUGAUAGAUUUGAUUGUCAAAUAUUUGUCGGAUGGUUUGUCUUCUUUUACUACAACUCGUUUGUCAAGCCACUAGCACCAAGCAACUUACUCCAGCAAGUCUUUGUCUUGCCUCAAGAUGAACAACUGGCAGUGCUCAAUCUCUUCCUUGAUGGUCUUCUCCGUCGUGGUCAUGUUCCUGCCGAAUUAGCUCAACCGCUUAUGGCCUACGGUGAAGCCAUUAAAGCCGCAGCAGCGACCAUUGAACCACCUUAA
Messenger RNA from Rodentolepis nana, 966 nucleotides. The record is from the annotation of a GenBank genome assembly. NCBI's taxonomy places the organism in Eukaryota, Metazoa, Platyhelminthes, Cestoda, Cyclophyllidea, Hymenolepididae.